AAAAUAUAGAUUGUUUGAGUGAGUUGACAUGGAGGAGAUUUUUUUCAGCUUCUAGCAGGUGUGGGCAGACACCGUCCCAUGCAGUGUUCUAGACGAGAUUUUUUUUCGUCUUCUUACACAUGUACAAGGAUGCUAUUCGAAAAUAUAGAAUGAUUGAGUGACAGUUUUUUGUGAUAGGAGAGAGAAUACUUACAAAUCUGAAUGUUGCUGAUAACGAUGUGGGAGCACGUGUUGUAGGGGAGAAAUUUGAAUUUUUCUCGCUUGUAGCACACUUCACUCUCACUCGCACGAGCCUGGAACAGAGAGAGAAACGUAUGGUAUAUAAACAGAAGUGAUGAGAGGAAAAUUGUCAUUUACAUCUGAGUCUACUUUGAGUAUACUUCAUGAUGAUUUCUCUACCAUCUUCAUACAUGCUGCCAGAUAGCCCACCACCAUACCAGUGUGUGCUCAACUACUGGCAGUGGAAAACUGCCAUCGCUGCUGCUGAGUUGUCCGCUGCUGCACCUGCCAUCUCACCACUCAACGUGGAACCACCAUCACCGGGCAGCGAGAUCGUGGUCGGGGACAGCCCUAUUCAACGCUUGGGUCCAGCUGCUACCUGGGCACAGCGGCGAGCGGUGCUAACUACUCUACCAAACAACAGGCAGAAGCAGGGGAAGCGGAAGUUGACGUUGGAGGAGGAGGCAGAAGUUAGCGGGGAUGAGGACGAGUCAAUCUUCUCACAAACAGAGGAACGUGCUGGAAUGGACGAGAACUCAUCCGUGGUCCCACUGAUGAAGGAGGUGUGGUGAGGGGAGGAUGAGAUGGAGUUCGUAACAAUCGUUAAUGCACCAAUGCCUAAACCGUGGAUCCCGCUGAGGGAAUUAAAGGAGCACACUCCCUACCCCAUUAUUGCGGCGAGGGAACAAACAAAUAUGCAUGGAUGACGGGUAAUUUUAAAAACUACCAAUGCAGGAAGCAAAUCUAUGAGAGAGGUAUAUUUACCGCAACGAUUUG
This is a messenger RNA of Nilaparvata lugens (brown planthopper), 996 nucleotides long. RefSeq lists its product as uncharacterized. Lineage: Eukaryota; Metazoa; Arthropoda; Insecta; Hemiptera; Delphacidae. The record is from RefSeq and is a predicted model, not a curated record. The transcript is spliced from 2 exons. Bases 384 to 791 code for a protein of 135 amino acids.